Messenger RNA from Xiphophorus hellerii (green swordtail), 2162 nucleotides. RefSeq names its product mucolipin TRP cation channel 1b (gene mcoln1b). Gene Ontology annotation, molecular function: NAADP-sensitive calcium-release channel activity. Gene Ontology annotation, cellular component: plasma membrane; lysosomal membrane. The record is from RefSeq and is a predicted model, not a curated record. NCBI's taxonomy places the organism in Eukaryota, Metazoa, Chordata, Actinopteri, Cyprinodontiformes, Poeciliidae. The transcript has 13 exons. Bases 175 to 1965 code for a protein of 596 amino acids.
UGACGUAGCUGUGGUCACGUGACAACCAGGAAGCUGCGGCGGUGUUUACCUUAGCACUGCACCACCGAGCAUCCUCAGUCUGCGGUGCAAUCAAACCCGAUCUGAGGAGAUGGGUCCGUCCUGAUCGCCGCCUCUCCGCUGGUACUGAGCUGUCCUGUCGCCUCCGUCAGCGCCAUGGCGUCUUCGGGCUACACCUGCGUCCCGGACAGCCCCGCAGAAAAGCGUAGACUGCUGUCCUCCAAGUCCGGCUACGGAUCCCAGGAUGUUCUCGGAUGCGCUGGCCUGGCGGACCCCCAGUUCCGCGGGCAGCCACGGGAUGAAGACGAGGAGGAAGAGGCUCUGAGAAGGAAACUCAAGUACUUCUUCAUGAGUCCUUGUGACAAGUACCACGCCAAGGGGCGCAAGCCUUUCAAACUGGGGCUGCAGCUGCUAAAGAUCGUCAUCGUGACCGUGCAGUUGGUGCUGUUCGGUCUGAGCAACCAGAUGGUCGUGACGUUCAAGGAGGAAAACACGGCGGCAUUCAAGCACCUGUUCCUGAAGGGUUACCAGGACAACCGUCCCCAGGCUGUCCACACUCAGUCGGAGCUGUACAGCCGCAUCGGCUUCGUCGUAGAGCAGUACAUGGCUCUACCGCAGAUCGCACUGGGCCGGUAUGCAUACGUGAAGGGCGUGGGCGUGGACGGGAGCGCUCUCUCCCUCUGCCAGAGGUACUUCAAGACGGGCGCCAUCGAUCCCGUCAACGACACGUUUGACAUCGACCCCCAUGUCGUUACAGAUUGCGUCGGCCUCGAUCCGACCGCUGACAGCCCUGUGACGAGAAACGGCGACUACAAGAAUUUCACCCUCCAGUUCUACAAGCUGAUCAAUGUCACGGUUGAUUUCCAGCUGAAGGCCAUCAACAUUCAGACGAUAAUCAAUAACGAAAUCCCCGACUGCUACACCUUCGCCAUCACGAUCGCCUUCGACAACAAAGCUCACAGCGGCCAAAUCAAGAUCCUCCUCCAGAACCAGGCCUCCAUAAAGGAGUGCAAAGACACAAACGUGUCCGGACACGCGGAGAGCUACGCCAGAGAGUUCUUCGACGUGGUGGUGGCGAUCGUCUGCCUGCUGUCGCUGCUGCUCUGCGGCCGCUCCAUCCUCAGAGGAAUCCUCCUUCAACGCGAAUACGUUCAGUUUUUCAAGCACAAACUGGAGCGCAAGGUGAGCUGGGGGGACAGGAUGGAGUUCAUCAACGGCUGGUACAUCCUGCUCGUCAUCAGCGACGUGUUUACCAUCGUCGGCAGCUUCAUCAAGAUCGGGAUAGAGUCCAAGACGCUGUCGUCGUACGACGUGUGCGGGAUCCUGCUGGGAACGUCCACUCUGCUGGUGUGGGUGGGAGUCAUCCGCUACUUCAGCUUCUUCCAGAAAUACAAUGUAACCGGACGUUUUCUUCUACAAGAACCAGGACGUCGCAUCUUCUCUGCGUGUCGGACGCUUAUUAAGCUGACGUCUCUCUCCGCACAGAUCCUGAUUGUGACUCUGAGAGCUGCUUUUCCGAACGUCAUCCGCUUCUGCUGCUGUGUGGCUGUGAUUUAUUUGGGAUACUGCUUCUGUGGAUGGAUUGUCCUGGGCCCCUACCACGCCAAGUUUCGCUCCCUGUCCAUGGUGUCAGAGUGCCUGUUCUCCCUCAUCAACGGGGACGACAUGUUUGUGACGUUUGCCGAGAUGGAGCAGAGCGGCACCCUGGUGUGGGUCUUCAGCCAGGUCUACCUCUACACCUUCAUCUCCCUGUUCAUCUACAUGGUGCUGUCCCUCUUCAUCGCACUCAUCACCGGCGCCUACGACACCAUCAUGGCCCAAACGAAGGAGCAGGUUCCGGAGACGGACCUGCACGCGUUCAUAGCGCAGUGCACAGACACGCCCAGUUCCGGCAAAUUCCGCGGGCCGGACGGGUCGUCGUGCUCCUUCCUCUGCUGCUGCGAAUGACCCACAUUGCCUCUCCGCUGACAGCUGCACUCCUUUCUCCAGACGCUCAGCAGGGACGCUGGAGGCUGGCGGAGCGAACCGGCUGACCUUGGGCCGCUUUUGUCCUUUGGUGCCAGCGUUUCAGUUUUGGAUUCAAAUUCGUUCGGCACAGUCGCACGUCCAAUUAACCUGCCUCCGUUUUUGUACUGUAUGAAUAA